AUGGCAACCCUUUCAGACAAUUACCAAUUCGCCUCAGAGCCUCGCACAAUACAAGCUCCUAAAUCAAAAUACCGAGAGCCUGAGCCUCUUCCGCCCCCAGCAAAUAUCAUGUAUGACCGCCGCAUUGUUCGUGGAAAUACCUAUGCAGCCAUGAUAAUCCCCGCAUCAACCCAACAAGAAAUCGAGCGUCAACAAGAAAUGGAACGAAAUCGACGUCGCAGAGAAAAAGAAAGAAAGCAGGAGCUUGAAGAACAGGAAAGAGAAGAAUCCCAAAAAGUUGAAGAAGACAUAAUAGAAACUGAGCAAAAACCUAUCGAGGUUGAAGAAAAUUUAUUGGAAUCCUUAGAAACUCCACCUAAUGCAAACAAUGCUACACAAUUUGAAUUUUUCGUCGAUCGCCCUCCUACUCCUUUGUUUAUCGAAAACAAGAAAGGAAUAAAUAAAAAAACCCAAAUAGAAGACGGCGAACUGUUUGAAUUCGACACUGAGGUAGAGCCAAUCUUAGAAGUUAUAGUAGCCAAAUCAUUAGAGCAUGCUAGAAUGGAAAUUCUUGAAGAAUUUGAAACUGAUAUUAUGAUAAAGCAUAGAAGAGAAUUCGAACAAAUAAGAAAUGCUGAGCUCUUAGAAAUUCAAAGAGUUGAAGCUGAAGAUAUCAGAAGAGAAGAAGAAUCAGCCCGUCGACAGCUUCAAAUCAAAGUCAGACGUGAGCAAAUGCAAACAGCCCAUCAAAAAUAUAUAGCAAGAAUUGUAGCCAAACGCUAUUUACGAACCUUAAAUAGAGAUGCAGAAACUGACCUUAUGAAUGUGGGAACUUUUAGCAACCCACAAUCAGCAGCAAUGCAUGACCAAUUUAGUCCUUGGCUUAUAGAGAGAAUAAUCUCAAUUUUAAACAAAAAAUCAGGAACUGAAGAGUUUUUGGAUAAUAUUUUAAUGCAAGCCAGCCGUGACCUGACGCAUUCCCACUCACAAGCUGUGACCUCAGAAUACGCAAGAAGAGAAAGAUUAAGACAAGAACAAAUUAAACUUCAAAAAGAGACUGAAGAAAGAAAGAAAAAAAGAGCCGAACUUAGAGCUAAAAGAGCAGCAGAACAGAGAAGAUUGGAAUUUAAAAAUAGAAUUGAAGAAGAAGUGAUUGCUCAUGGAAUUACUGAAGAAGGAAUAACAAAGCAUAUACUGCAUGAUAUUGAUGGAAGAUAUGCGGAACAUAUUAUUGGGACUCCAGGAGGACAAUUUGGGGAGUUAUUGCUAUUUUUUUCAUCAUUGGAAGAAGUGCUUGGAAAAGAGCUAACCCAUGAAGAAAUUACAGCGCUAUUGCAAGACUAUAUUAUGAAUUGUAUGAAAGCUCCAGCAUUAGUAUAUCAAAAUAUCAAAGCUCAGCAUUUUCAGGAGUAUUUACAAUUUGUUGAAAAUUUAGAACACUCAAUGGAAGAGCCAUCACAUGCUGAAGAAAAUCAUAAGGAUGAAUCUUUAGAAAACCCUUCACAAGAUGCAGAAAAUGCAGACCCUGAGAGCCCUUCAAAAGUUCCUCAGGAAGUUCAAAGUCCUUCUAAGAUUAUCCAAGAAGCCCCCGCAAAGCCUCAAGAGCCGCAAGGUCCUAAAGAAACUCAGCUUAAACUACUGGAAAUCCUCACUUAUGCUGACUUUGCAGUUCCUAGGACCUCUUUAAGCUUAAUUUGGCAAGCUCCUCAUGAGCAUGGGAUCAGAGAUUCCCUUUAUGAAGCUCUUGUUGCUGCCUUUGUUUCUCUAUAUUUUUCAAAGGACAAAGAAGAUGGGACAAACCCCAUCAAAGAAAAGCUGAAAAUUGAACCUUUAAAUUGGCUUGAUGAAGGCCAUGAAACUGCUGUGGUCAGAAUCAGAAUUCCACUAAAGCAUGAAGAAUCAAUAGAAGCUGAAGAAAAAUCGUCUGAUGCCCAUGGACCUCAUGAAAUUGAUAUAAUUGAAGACAGGAUUUUACUAAUUCAGCCUCAUAAUGAAGAUUUAUCACUAUUUGUUGUACAUCAAGCUGCACAAAGAUUCUUCAGAAAUGAGCUAUUGGCGUGAAUCAAGAAUGUGAAAGCGUAUGAUGGGCUUGAUUUGGAAAGAUUGAGAACAACACUAGAUGCAAAUGCCCAGAUUAAUGAAGAGAAACUCCUUGAUGUGAUGGCUCAUGAUUUGCCAGUCUUUGAUUUUGAAAUAAACUAA
Messenger RNA from Blepharisma stoltei, 2181 nucleotides. The record is from the annotation of a GenBank genome assembly. Lineage: Eukaryota; Ciliophora; Heterotrichea; Heterotrichida; Blepharismidae.